UGUCAAGGCAUUCCUCGCAGCGCACCGCUAGAAUCCAAAAUCCCAAUCGCAGGGUAGAGAGAGAGAGAGAGGAGGGAGCGAAGAGAGAGAGGGAGAUCCAUCCAUGGCUUCCUUCGUCGUCUUCAAGGGUGUCCCACUGGCCGGCCUCGUCAAGGAGCUCCCCGCCGCGCCGUCCGUCGCCGCCGCCAAUGGUGCCCCGCUGGCCGGCCUCGUCAAGGAGCUCCCCGCCGCGCCGUCCGUCGCCUUCAAGGGGGUCCCGCUGGCCGGCCUCAAGGAUCUCCCCGUCGCGCCGUCCGUGUCCGUGCCCGGGAACUCCGACUUCUCCGCCCGCCGCCUCCUCAACACCAAGGGCCACUACUACGACGACGAGAGCACCACCACCGAGGAGCCCAGCGGCGCCGACUACAGCCGCCGCGCGCUCAGCUUCUCCGUCCCCAAGCUCUUCUCCGGAGACGCGCUGGACGUGUUCCGCGAGCCGAUGAAGCUGACCCAGCUGCUGUCGCUGAUGGAGAACGGCGGUGCGGCGUCCAGGACCGGCUACUCCGGGCACGGGUGGUGGGUGUCGAAGGAGGACGACGACGCGCUGCAGCUGAAGGUGGUGAUGCCGGGGCUGGGGAAGGAGCACGUCAAGGUAUCGGCGGAGAAGAACAUCCUGGUGGUCAAGGGCGAGGGCGACAAGAACCCCGAGGACGGCGACGACAAGGGCCUGGCGAAGUACAGCCGCCGCUUCCAGCUCCCCGCAGAGGCCUUCAAGAUGGACCAGAUCAAGGCGGAGAUGAACAACGGCGUGCUCAAGGUGACCAUUCCCAAGAUCAAGGACGAGGAGCGCAAGGACGUGUUCCAGAUCAAGGUCGAGUAGGGGUGGGGUUCGAAUCGGUUCGUCCAGGUCUCGUAGUUGCAGUCCCUAUCGUAGUUGCUGUUGCAGUGCCCUAGUAGUAGUUUACUGGAGUAGUCUUUGCUGAUGGAGAGAGAUUGCGAACAAGAGGGGGAGGCGUUUCUUUUUGGUGAUGGUGUUGUCUCGUGCCUGAUGUCUGAGGCGACAUGUUUACCUUUCUGUUCGUCCUGCAGAGUUUAAUUUCUUGGAUGGUGAUGGUCACUGAUGACCUUGUUAUGAAUUUUUAAUGGUAAUGGAAUCUGCAGUUACUGAUCGGCAUC
Molecule: messenger RNA, 1155 nt
Organism: Setaria italica (foxtail millet)
Lineage: Eukaryota; Viridiplantae; Streptophyta; Magnoliopsida; Poales; Poaceae
Product: 26.2 kDa heat shock protein, mitochondrial
Exons: 2
Coding region: 104-859 (251 amino acids)
Source: RefSeq, a predicted model, not a curated record